This is a messenger RNA of Mya arenaria, 1331 nucleotides long. Its product is annotated as TCF3 fusion partner homolog. Gene Ontology annotation, biological process: apoptotic process; apoptotic signaling pathway; positive regulation of apoptotic process. The transcript is spliced from 6 exons. Gene Ontology annotation, molecular function: DNA binding. NCBI's taxonomy places the organism in Eukaryota, Metazoa, Mollusca, Bivalvia, Myida, Myidae. The record is from RefSeq and is a predicted model, not a curated record. The coding region runs from base 21 to 794 and encodes 257 amino acids. Gene Ontology annotation, cellular component: Ino80 complex.
AUCAACACGACCAUAAAAAAAUGGCGGAGGAAGAAAAUUUCGGAGAAAACGUAUUUAUGAAGAAAUAUCUCGCGUUGCGAAAUAAAUGCGAGCAUAUACAACAGGGAAAUGAGAGGCUUGUCAACCGAUUGCAGCAUGUAAAGAAACUAGUGAGAACCUACAAUAGGCAAAGAAAGUUUUUGCAACGACGUCUUGAUGGCUAUAAGGACAAUUACUGGGAUGCACAAGUUCCAGUCAUGUGGGAGGAAGACCAUAUGUAUAAUCUGCUAAAACCUCGUCCAGACCCAUCAGAAAUGCCUGUUCCUCAAACUGUGACUGUCUCCCCAGCUGUAAAGCAAAAACAACCCAGAAAACAUAAAUCUCUUCUUAAGUCACAUGAUAAAUCGCCAGCCAAUCAAGCAUCAGCAAGUGGGUCACAUGGUCUGAUGAUGUCACCAAGCAGUCACCAGAGUGAGGCCGUAUUUGCUAGACUUGCAGAUUCCGAUUCACCUAUUAAAAGACCUACCAGCGCCUUUAUGAUGUUUUGUGACCAGUAUAAGCUGUCUAUACAAAACGAGUUUAUGAGGGAGAAGAAGACUCCUAUAAGCCAGGCAGAAUUGACCAAAAGGCUGACAUUGAAGUGGAACUCCUUGGCUGCGGAAGAUAAAAAGAUAUACCAAGACAUGAUGGACAUUCAGCAUCGGAAUCGCAAGGUCGACCUCGGGAGCUCAUACCUGGAUCAAAGCGCAGACAACAUGUACAUUGAGGCAGAUGCAGCAGUCUCAUCUUUGUUAGCUGGCCAUGGGGAAAUUUGAUAUCUUUGGAUAAGAUGUUAGUGGUGGACAGUCUUGAUCAGAGUCUGAGUGUGGUAGACAAUGCCUCUACAGUAUUACAUACAGGACGGUGAAGAGCGAUACUAGAAGGAGUCCUAAAGAUAUUGUUUAAACUAAAGGGCUUAUAAAUUGAGAUUGUGUUCAUUUACCAGUAAGAAAAGUUGAUGAAAGGACUUGUUGACUUGCAAUGUAUUUGUGUUCAUUUACACACAAUUUUUAAGAGAGCAUCAUUGGUUUCAACUCUUCUGAUUCAAGUAAACCAUUUAGUAGAUGAUCAUGUUUUAUUGAUAUAUUGACAAUACCCAUGAUUAUGUACUUUCAGAAUGACAAUAAUUUAUUCUUAAACGAACGAUCUUUAGGUUUAUCUUGUUGUGCUCAUGUUGUGAACAACUUCUGAUUGCAGAUACAUGUUUGUACCUGUAAUGUCAAACUGUACCUUUGAUAUCCACAAUAUUGGCAUUGCAUGUUUUGACAUAUUGAAACUUGCUUCUUUUUAAGGUAAUAAAUAUGUGAAAAGAA